Molecule: messenger RNA, 977 nt
Organism: Callithrix jacchus (white-tufted-ear marmoset)
Lineage: Eukaryota; Metazoa; Chordata; Mammalia; Primates; Cebidae
Product: torsin-1A-interacting protein 2
Source: RefSeq, a predicted model, not a curated record
GCUAGUAAGUGACUGGUAACAUUAUAAACUGGAUUGGUCCCUGAGUUCAGAGACUGAGUUGCAAUUGAGUGAAAAAUAGACAACGAAAUCUUGAAGAAUUGCACUGAGGUGCAAACCCAAGUUUAUUUGGCUCUCCAAGUAAUAUUGGUUGAACUAAGAGAUUGGUAAACCAAACCUGUAUUAGGACUGGUUGUUUGGGUGUCUCUCUUUGUCAUUGUUGCCUCUUGCUGUUACAUUGCUGUCUGUGUCGUCUUUCCAGGUCCAGAUGUUUUCCGAUAAUUCACAUUGCCCUGAUUGUGGACAACAGUGGUUCCCUAGUUUAGAACUAGGCCACUGGUUGUACCAAACUGAACUUGUUGAGAAUGAAUGUUACCAGGUAUUCUUAGACCGUAUUAACAGAGCUGAUUACUGCCCUGAGUGUUAUCCUGAUAAUCCUGCUAAUAGAAGCCUUGUUCUUCCUUGGUCUUUCCCACUUGAGUGGGCUCCCCAAAAUCUCACCAGAUGGACCUUUGAGAAAGCCUGCCAUCCAUUUCUUCUGGGUCCUCCACUGGUUAGAAAAAGAAUACAUGACUCUCGAGUAGCUGGUUUUAACCCAGCAUUACAGUUAAUCUUGACCAGAACAGAUAAAACCUUAAACAAAAAGCUGGGCCAAAACAAAUAGCUUCUGUCAUAGUCAAAAUUGUCAAGUCUAGAGGCUUUUGUGUGGUUAGCCCAAAGAAGAUGGAAAAAUAAUUCAUUUCUAAAUCUGACCCAGAUUGUCACUACUUUGGGGGAACUGCUUAAAUUGUUAGAUCUGCUUCUGUGGCCUACACAUAUUUUGCUCACCAUGAAUUUAAUCAGUAUUCCAGCCAGAUUGUCCAUCUAGACUGAGGCUAAUCCAUAUUUUCUAUUAACAAGGAUUUGGAACUUACCACUUCUAAAAAACUUUCUGCAGCUUAAAUAGUGACAUAUGACAAGGUAGUCCUAGAGGGCAAGUC